AUGUCUAUGGUCUGCGAUAUCGGCCGAGACCCGUUUAUGUUGGAUAAAAUCAGCUUUUGGCAAACUGGACAGUUUCUCGCGGCGAUUUCUCGGUUGGGACUAUUCGAUGAGAAAUUAUACUCUAAUGUGGCUGAUGUCAUCACGAAGGACAUGAGUUUGUAUAAGGAUCCGGAAACGCUGGCAUCAACUCUAUGGGCGAUGGCGAAAUCUGGAUUCGUCCAAGGGAACUUCGUGGAAGCGUCGUUGGCGUCGGCGAAUUCGAUGAUUAAUGCAACUAACAACAACAUGAAUGCGUGGAGUCAAAUUUUGUGGAGUCUUAUUCAGCAAGGUUGCGACCCAAGCAGUGAUACACGAAUGGCGAAUAUUGUGGAAUUCGUAGCGCAGUUGCCAGUCCCAGUUCAUAGGGGACAUUUUAGAAGACUUCAUCAAGCGGCUGACGUCCUUGGGGAGGAGUCUCCCAUGCGAAAGUAUUUAACACAUCCACUGAGCAGCGCCACCGCUCUUCCUCCUAGAGAUAGUAGACGUAUUCAAAUUACUAAUCAAAUUGCCAAGGUUUUGACAGAAAGCGGCCUUCUACCGACUCGUGCGAUUGAUACUCGUGUGAUGGUAUCGCCGAGUUGCAGCUCGAUAUUGGAUAUCGCUAUUAGUGCGGAAGGAAGCGGCUCGGCUGCUACUCCCGUCAGUGGUUUUAUUAUUGCGGCUGGUGACACUGACCAUAGACAGAUGCGAGUGGUUCCCGCAAGCACCGAAGGUUCGAAUAGUUAUUAUGGUGGAUUUGGCAUGAAAGUUCAGCCCCAUGCUGAGCAUGAAUUUGAACAUAUACGUACCGGGCAGAAUUUGAUGUACCAGAGGAUUUUGACUCGACGAGGGUUGACGGUUUCGAUCAUCGGUGAAAAUGAGUGGAAACGAGCGCACGAGAGCGGUGAGGAGAAAGCGUUUUUGAGGAAGAAAUUGGAGGAAGUUGGAAUGGCAUGCUGAUUUGUGGUAGCGUGUAUU
Molecule: messenger RNA, 996 nt
Organism: Perkinsus marinus ATCC 50983
Lineage: Eukaryota; Perkinsozoa; Perkinsida; Perkinsidae
Exons: 9
Coding region: 1-978 (325 amino acids)
Source: RefSeq, a predicted model, not a curated record